Messenger RNA from Syngnathus acus (greater pipefish), 1092 nucleotides. RefSeq names its product sulfotransferase 1 family member D1-like. Gene Ontology annotation, biological process: sulfation. The record is from RefSeq and is a predicted model, not a curated record. The transcript is spliced from 7 exons. The coding region runs from base 115 to 1008 and encodes 297 amino acids. Gene Ontology annotation, molecular function: sulfotransferase activity. NCBI's taxonomy places the organism in Eukaryota, Metazoa, Chordata, Actinopteri, Syngnathiformes, Syngnathidae. Gene Ontology annotation, cellular component: cytoplasm.
AAAAAUGAUCUGAGGCAUACAGUUGGUGAGAAGAAAGAACAUAAUACAGAACUACGCCUGAAGAAUUCAAUCAAGUUUUUGUUCGUUGUUCUAUAAAACGUUGCAACCUCAGUCAUGUCGGAAAACAAGAAGAUCCUCCACCGCGCUACUGCUGUCAUGGUAAAAGGAAUUCUACUUUCAGUCGACAUCGCCUCAAACAUUGACGCCAUCUGUGCUUUCCGUCCUGAUCCAUCGGACCUCCUUAUCGCAUCCUAUCCUAAAUCAGGGACGAGUUGGAUCCUGGAAAUAGUCGAUCUGCUUCUUCAUAACGGAGAUGCUAAAAUCUGCAGACGAGCACCAUUGUCAAUGCGAGUGCCUUUCCUUGAGAUGUCCGAUCGACUUGGAAGCCAGCCAGGUCUUGAUAUGCUGAAAGAAAUGAAUCCCCCAAGAAUCAUUAAGACCCAUCUGCCAUUUCAGCUGAUUCCAUCUGGGUUUUGGGAAAACAAGUGCAAAACAAUCUACGUCACACGCAAUGCUAAGGACACCGUGGUAAGCUUCUACCAAUUUCAACAAAUGAAUUUAAGCAGCACUGAUCCUGGAUCGUGGGAGGGCUAUUUACAAAGAUUUAUCCAUGGAGGAUGGCUAUAUGGCCCCUGGUACGAUCAUGUGAAAGGAUACUGGGAGGAGCGAAAAAAGAGGAACAUCCUUUACGUCUUCUAUGAAGACAUGAAAGAGAAUCUCUGCCGUGAAGUGACACGAAUCAUGAGGUACCUGGACUUGUCCCUCUCUGAUGAUGUAAUCAACCGCAUUGUGGACCUGACCACAUUCAACAACAUGAAGGACAAUCCAAUGGCAAACUACACCUUUGUUCCUAAGGAGAUUUUUGAUACUUCUAUUUCCAGCUACAUGAGAAAGGGAGAGGUUGGUGAUUGGAAAAACCAUUUUACCCCUCAGCAGUCAGCGGAGUUUGACAAGGUCUACGAGACCAAAAUGAAGGAAGUCAACAUUCCUUUCAGAACAGAGUUGUAAUGGGUUUGCAGCAUUUCAAUUGACUCUAGUUAGCUUUAGUUAGCUGGAGUUAAACAAAGUCUCUAAAUGUCAUUGACUAUGCAA